Messenger RNA from Phytophthora sojae, 1545 nucleotides. RefSeq lists its product as hypothetical. NCBI's taxonomy places the organism in Eukaryota, Oomycota, Peronosporomycetes, Peronosporales, Peronosporaceae. Bases 1 to 1545 code for a protein of 514 amino acids. The record is from RefSeq and is a predicted model, not a curated record. The transcript has 6 exons.
AUGUGCACUCUGCUAAUUGUAUCACCGUUUAAUAGUUUAUGUCUUACCGACCCUACAGCAGAUGUUCGAGAAGGACACGCCGAGUGCGGUGGUUGUGGCAGGCACAAGGAGCGUGACGCGCGCAGCAGGUUCGGCAAGUGCGACGAGUGUAACGGAUGUAACGAGUUUGACGGGCGCGACGAGUUCGCCGAGCGCGAUGCGUUUGCCGAGCGCGACGAACCCGACGAGCGCGACGAGGGCGGCAAGUGCGAUGAGCGCGGCGGGCAGAGAGCGAGUUCGCGGUGGAUGUGUUGCGGGAACAUUGACGAGAGGCAGACGUGUGAGUUGCACGAACGGAGGGUGCCAAUUGGCGGAGAGGACGAUCGACGUGCGGCCAGUGGAGUAGCGGAGGCGCUACUUUGGGCUACGAGUGCGGCAGCGAGCGGUGCGACGAGUGGGUUCCAGGCGGCGUACGACGUGGAAAGCAAGCAUGCUAACCUCGACGCCCACGCGCGGCAAGAAGUCCGGCAAGAUGAAGCGCGUUACCCGACGGCACCAGAACUCGACGAGCCGCGCGAGCGACGCAUGGAAGCGGAGGAGCAAGCCCGCCAAAAACCAACCCGCGACAUGGUGAGUGAGCACGACGAACGAGGACACGAAGGAGCGGCACCGGUGCCUGCAGAAGAGGUGGCAGCGAUGACCACUGCGCUGCACCAAUUGACGACAGCGAUGACGAGUCUCCAGGCUCAGGUCGCCGAGAACACGCGCAUCCGUGAGCAAUCGUCGCGUACUGGAGCUGAGCGCGUGGACGAACGCGGCGGGCUGGGCGAGCGUCAACUUCCAGCGCGUGCGGCAGUGUUGCCGCCGGAUGUGGAGUCGACGAGCGGUACGUCGCGACGCGUCGAUGUUGUGCAGGAGGCAGCCAGCAGUACUUCGGCGUCUCCCGCGACGACGGAGACGCCGACAGCGACGAACGAGGCGGACGCGACGGCCUCUGGGCUGGCGGCGAUGAUGGUGGCUAUGCAGCAGCUCACUACAAUGGUCGCAAGCCUGCAGCAGCCGACACCAAGCAACGAGACGCAAGGGCGGCAAACUGUGACGCGUGAGCGACAGCGACGCGACGAGAGGACGUGUGCGGCGAGCGAGGACAACGAGGUUGAGCGGUCCUUGCGAGCGGCAGUCGGUGCCUCUGGAGGCGAAGGCGACGGUGCUGACGACGAGUGCGAAAACGAGCGUGUCGGUGACGACGGACAUAUGAACGAGAUUAUGAUGAUGACUGCGGACACGACGGGGUCGGACGAGACGAUAAUGAAGGAUGACUUCCCGUUGGAGAAGCACACUGCGGCGUCGGCCGAUACGGCCAGCAGCAGGAUAGCAAAGACGUGCUUGAGGCUUGUAGAUGACAAGUCGACGAACGAGUCCACGGUGAGCGGAUCGAGCGCGACCAAGGACGGCGACGAGACGAACGCGUCGAGUAGUGAGUCGGGCGAAGACGCCCAUGAGGGCGAUGAAGUCGAUCGGGCACGCGUUGCGCGACGCAAGGUCCGUAAGCGCGCAAAACGAUAA